Messenger RNA from Phytophthora infestans T30-4, 540 nucleotides. Its product is annotated as crinkler (CRN) family protein. NCBI's taxonomy places the organism in Eukaryota, Oomycota, Peronosporomycetes, Peronosporales, Peronosporaceae. The record is from RefSeq and is a predicted model, not a curated record. The transcript has a single exon. The annotation marks the transcript as partial.
UUUGCUAUGAAAGGCACAGUUGAUGUAUUGCUCAUCAAUCGAACAGCGAAGAACCCAUUGAUUAAGCUGGCUGGGGUCAGCUUGGUGAUCGAGCUCAAGAAGAAAGUCGAACCGGGCCAUGUUCCUCAAGCAAUUGGUCAACUUGUGAGCUGCAGCAUGAAGGCGCCUCUCAAUUGCUAUCCGCUGAGUUUGUUGACGGAUUUAAACGACCACUGGCAUUUCUCUUGGUUCAGCGACAAGCACGUUUUGACCCAACUUACGUUGAAGUAUCCAAAGAACGCGUUCAGAUUUAUCGAGGCAGCAGUACUGAGACGAACGGAGUCUGCCCCACCUCCUCCGUCAUUCAUGCCUGGAUCUGUCAAGACAAUCAAGGUUGAUGACUUCUUGCCCCAGCCGGGUGAUGCUCGUGCAGAGGAGAUGAUGGAACGAUACGAGUUGAUGGCAGAUGUGGUGGAACCAGAGUUUCUCAUGGCGAAGCGGGCGGAUUAUGCGCGACAGUUAGUCCAGUCGAUGCCUAUGUACUCUUACAUGUAUACGUAG